Molecule: messenger RNA, 2299 nt
Organism: Dinoponera quadriceps
Lineage: Eukaryota; Metazoa; Arthropoda; Insecta; Hymenoptera; Formicidae
Product: solute carrier family 35 member C2
Exons: 7
Coding region: 65-1381 (438 amino acids)
Biological process (GO): UDP-glucose transmembrane transport
Cellular component (GO): cis-Golgi network; endoplasmic reticulum-Golgi intermediate compartment; Golgi apparatus
Molecular function (GO): antiporter activity
Source: RefSeq, a predicted model, not a curated record
ACACCUGAACGGCUAUUCAUGCGCAGCAAUUCUCCGAACGUGAUGAUUCAUUAAUAAUUUUUUUAUGUCCGGAGCUACACAAAGCGAUUUCUUCUUUGAGAAAAAUAUGACACGUUCACAUGUAAAGUAUCAAAUUGCCAGGGACGAUGUAGAUACAACAGAUUAUUUGGCACAAAAUGUCCCAGAUUUUCAAAAUUUGUCGAAACUGGAGAACUCAUUUUGGAGAAAAGCAACCCAAGCCCUUUUACUAAUCUCCGCUUACUUUGUUCUAUCAGUGGGCCUUACAUUUUACCAACCGUGGCUUUAUAAUACGUAUGGAUUUAAUUUUCCUCUGGGAGUAGUGGUUUGCCACUUGGUCGUCAAGUUCAUACUGGCCGCAUUGAUAAGAUGCAUCAGAAGAUGUUGCAACAGCAAGCAGAUAAAUCUUCCGUGGCAAAGUAUAGUUUGGUCAUUAAUGGCACCUGGCAUUGCCAGCGGUGUCGAUGUUGGUUUGUCAAAUUGGGCGCUUUCAUUGAUCCACAUGUCCUUGUACACCAUGACUAAGUCAACCACUAUUAUAUUUAUUCUUGGAUUUUCCCUCGUCUUUAAACUGGAGAAGAAGUCAUGGUCACUAGUAGGAAUAGUAGUGAUGAUAGCAGGAGGAUUGGCGAUGUUCACGUAUAAAUCUACCCAAUUCGGUGUUUUUGGAUUUAUACUGUGUCUCUUAGCGUCAUUCGCGAGUGGCUUUCGGUGGACUAUGACACAACUGAUCAUGCAAAGAUCCAAACUUGGCCUCCACGAUCCAAUAGACAUGAUGUACUAUAUGCAACCCUGGAUGCUGUUACCCGCGUUAUUUGUAGCUUCGUGGUUUGAAGGAAGCAAAAUAUACGGUAAUUUUAAAAGCACCGACUGGAGCGACAUCGGUGGCAUUUUAUUGACUACGAGUGCUGUAAUAGCCGGUGCCAUUCUAGCAUUUAGUAUGGAAGUGAUGGAAUUCUUAGUUGUUACUUAUACUUCUAGUCUGACAUUGUCGAUCUCGGGAAUAUUUAAGGAAAUAUUCAUAUUGAUACUGGCCUUCGUUUGGAAAGGUGACCAAAUGACUGGCUUUAACUUCAUAGGAUUGUUAAUGUGCCUUGGUGGUAUAACACUUCACGUUGUCCAGAAGAUAUUGGUCAAUAGGAAGAAGGCGGUUGAUAAUUUGGAAUUGCAAUCAAAGUUGCCGAGUGAGAAUCCUAAGCACGAAGAGGGGACCGAUUCGAAUAUACCGUUAUUAACGGAGAAAUCAACGUCCUUGAUGAAUCUUCUGAACGCGGAAUUCAGCUCAGAUGAAGACGGUGGCUCGAGAGAGGGUGACAAUUCGACGCAAAUACUGUCUGAUAUUUUGCAACGCAGAGAGCAGUGACACAUCGUGAAUCUUUAGCUCUAAUACACACUGCUCUGCAAGGCGUACUUCAACGAGGAGGAACAUUCCAGACAACGUACAUUUACAGCUUGUAGUAUUUUAUAUUUUUGCAUCAUAAACUUUACAGUUGAUAACGUUUGAAACGUUGACAUCACGGGUUAUAUUCUAAGAUUUAGCGUGUGAAAGUUAACGUAACGAAAAACGCGAAAGAAAGAACGUCAGUCUUUUUAAGUAUUCCUUGAGAUGGUCUUUUGGAUGAGGGUUUAUGUAAAGAAUUAAUCAUUAUAUCAUUUUAAGAUAAUUUGAUGGCAAAAACAUGUUAUAUGAGUAUCCUGGAAAAUUGCGAAGUACAAAGAAAGUGAGAUGAGAUCGACUUUAUUAUACAUGUAUUUCAAUAUUCAGUAGAAAAAAAAUGUGGCUACAUGUGAAGAAGCUAAGUCAUUGUUUCGAAAUAUGAACAAAUGUUCUGCUUUACAAUUGGUUGGUAAUCUGUAUAAUUGAUCUUCAAUUUAAAAGAUACGCUUCCACAAUACAACAAUAACUCGAUCUUUGUUUGCAUAAUAAUUUUCUAGUGACUAAAAUAAACGCACAAUAUAUAUAUACGAUAAAUUCAAAUGGAACUUGAUAGUUAAAACAAGCUAGUAUAAAAUUCAGAUAUAUAAUUUAUUUUAUACAAGAAUUUAGAAAAAUUCUUGUGUGUGUAUGUGUGUGGAUGUGACUAUAUGUAAGUCUUGUAAAAUAAUAACAGUCGGAUAGAGCUAACACGCGCGACAAUUCAAUAUGUUAACAAUAACGCAUCCUGUCGUACCAAAAAAGAAAAUAGAAUAAAGUUAAUUUUAUUUUUAUAUCCUCAUAUUGAGGGUGUGAAUUUUCUAUCUUGUGAUUAGAGCUUAAUAAAUAUUUUACAUAUGAAUGUUA